Molecule: messenger RNA, 4884 nt
Organism: Aspergillus fischeri NRRL 181
Lineage: Eukaryota; Fungi; Ascomycota; Eurotiomycetes; Eurotiales; Aspergillaceae
Product: putative endosomal peripheral membrane protein (Mon2)
Exons: 5
Coding region: 1-4884 (1627 amino acids)
Source: RefSeq, a predicted model, not a curated record
AUGUCGCCCUUGUUGCUGCUUGGGAAAAUUACUGAGUACCCAAGAGAUCUUGUGCGCAAACCCAGAUUUGUCGAUCCAUUUAUUUUAGCCUGCCAUAGUCGACAUGCAAAGCUUGCCGGAAUCGGAGUUGUCUGCUUGCAGAGACUUGUGGCUUCACGGUCUCUACCUUCUGAGAGGCUGAAGGAUGUCCUUGGGGGAUUGAAAGAGACCACUAGCCUGAGCCUGGAUAUCCAACUCAAAAUUUUGCAGUCCUUGCCCUCACUUUUGCAGCAUUAUUCCAAUGACCUAGGCGGAGAGCUUCUUGCAAGUACAUUAGAAAUAUGUGCUACGCUGCAAACAAGCAAAACUCUUGCCGUAUCUAGCACAGCAGCGGCCACUCUUCAGCAGUUAGUAGUCUCGACAUUCGAACGAGUUGCUGAAGAAGACAAAACUCUCGAUGAAGGCAAGCCACGAGUGACAAUCAAGCUUGAAGCUGACUCCGUGAACAUCGGGUACUCUGCGUACGAUGCAUUGCGGCGCGUAAAGGUCUUGGAUGAUCUGUGCCGGCUUGUAGAUGGCGAGCAAUUGCAUUUUCUGCGUAUCAAGUCACUUUCUCAAACGUUCACAUUGGAGCUCAUCGAGAGCAUUCUCACUAACAGCGGACACUUAUUUGUUGGACAUGCGGAGCUCACGCAUGUUUUGCGGACUCGGCUCAUGCCGAUGACAGUCAGGUACCUCUCUGAGAGGCACGGCUUUGCCUUUACCAGCCGCGUUGCUCGGAUUCUUCUUAUACUUCUCAAGCGUUACAUGUCUCUUCUGACAGCCGAAUGCGAGAUGGCUCUUGGGUUGCUGACUCACCUUCUCGAACCCGAUGGGACGUCGCCUUGGAAAAGAAUAACACUUGAAGCCGGCGGAGUUGCUGGGGUUAUUGGGGCCACUGGCCCUUCUACUGAGACUAAUUUCCAGGGAAUUAGCAGUCAGUGGAGCACAGUCCGCACGCCGUACAUCGAGCUGCUUGACAAGACCGAUCCGCCAUCUCCCCCUGAAACAUACAUCUACAGCCUAGUGCUCAAUUGUAUCACCUCAUUUGCAGAAGGGCUGGCGAAAUUCAUACUUCCAUUAACUGUCCCAGACUCAAAGCAGAAGCGGAGAAGUCGGAUUAUGAGCCCCGACAAAAGCAAUACUACUAAGCCUGCACAUAAUCUUCAGAGAAAGGAUUCCAGCACAACGAUACACCGAUCGAAUUCCAAGAAACUCGCGAUACCUCUUAAUCCCUUGGACCUAGAUUCUCACCCUCAAUUGACAGCAAUCAAGGCCUGCGCCGGCAUCAUUGAGAAUUGCUGGCCUGCUAUACUUGCAGCCUGUUCGACAUUUCUCUACGCUUCGUUGGACGAAAAUUACUAUCACAACCUUGUUCGAUCUUUUCAGAAGCUCGCUCAUGUUGCCGGCCUUCUCAGACUGUCCGUUCCGCGGGACGCUUUUUUGACUACUCUAGCGAAGGCUACAAUGCCAGCUGAGAUGGCUGGUGCUUCGACUGCAGCUGCCUCAGAUUCCCACAGCAUUACCGCCAUGGAUGAAAAACGCAAGGGCGGCGUGGUGUCCCUUGUUAGCUCCCCAUUUCCUGCGGACGGUCCGAGAGCAUCUGCGGAAAUUGCUUCAUUGUCACUAAGCACCAGAAAUCUGCUGUGCCUCCGUGCUCUCUUGAAUUUGGGGAUUGCCCUCGGUCCCACUUUAGAUCAGCCGGCCUGGUCGAUCAUUCUCGGAACGCUGCAGGAUGUAGACUUACUCAUCGGUAUGGCCUCCAGCAAAACAAAUAGCUCUAUCAAUAAUGCGGUGGAUGUGUCAGGCGAUAUGUCUAAAGCCAACCUCGGGGCAGAAAUUACAGCUGUUCAAGCAGCCUCUGCAAAAUUGUUCGAGAGCACUGGUGACUAUCCGAGCGAUUCGUUCGACGGUCUGCUGAUUGCUCUCCUUGACCUCUCCGGCACAACUGAAGAACCAGUUAAAGAUGAGCCAUCUGAAAAGAUACCGGGGACUCCUAACUCCUCACCGUCGCAAAAGCACGUCGGUUGGCCACGGAGGAACAACCGGGGUGUGUCCUUUGUGGCCGAAAAGUCCAGAGUGCGGGAUGAAGAACUGAAGUUUGUCUUGGACAAAGCAAAAGAGCUCGCCCAAGCAAAUCUUGAACGCUUGUCGUCGUUGGCCGACACCGACCGCGGCGUCUGGCAGCUGCUCACUGAGCGGUUGAUUGCCACCGCCGCAAACCCAGAGAUAAGCCAGAGACUUCGUCUAAAAGCGAACGGUGUACUCAGCUAUGUCGUAUUUGAGACUAUGAAACAGGGAGACGAUGCUGAUGAUUCAGUCCGAAACGCGCGUCAUAUCAGAAACCUGGAAACUCUGAACAUGCAAGUCUCGACGCUCUAUUCGGUUAACGCUUGCAUGCCAGGGUUACCACCCUCUACCUCCGUCAUAGAGAUUCAUGAGCAGAGUCUGGAGACGUUAAAGAGUAUUCUGGAGCAGUACGCAGAGUCUUUCAGUGAUGGAUGGACGCUUGUCUUCAGUCUGAUAUCUAGUGUGUUCGGGGACGUUUCAAAUGGCGAGAGCGCGGCAGCGGCAGGAGAUACCUCUAGCAGGGCGCGUGACACACGCUCGGUAGCCGAUUCGCCUCGGCUCGUUCGUGCUGCAUACAAAUCUCUACAGUUAGUCGCUUCUGAUUUUAUCGCUCUCUUGCCACGCCAAUGUCGGUUGGACCUCGUGAAUUCAUUAUCCCGUUUCGCUUUACAGCAAGAGGACUUCAAUAUCUCCUUGACAACGACAUCAUCUUUCUGGAAUGUAUCUGAUUUUCUGCAAGGGCAAAUUGAGGAAUUCUGCAUUGAGUCGCAUGUCGAACUCUCAGUCAGCGAGGAGACACUUUCGACUCUUGCAAGAGGUGAUGAACCCUGGGUCUCACGAAAUGCGCUGUGGCUGCUGCUUCUGCUUAGGAUUGUAAGCCUUGCGAGGGAUAGCAGGCUGGAGAUCCGAAACUGCGCGAUUCAAACCCUUCUAAGGAUUUUUGAUGCGUACGGGCAACAACUUUCACCCAAGGCAUGGCGUCUGUGUCUGAAUCGUGUUUUGUUCCUAAUGGUUGAGGCCAUCGAACUUGAACUCGCAAAUUCUCGGGCAGCGGAGAAGGCCAGAGGCUCUGAGGUGGUUCAGUCUUGGAUAGAAACAGCAGUUGUCAUGAUCAAGGGGUUUUCCAAUCUGAUAACUACAUUUUUCGGGCCUAUUGUCGGAGACGGUGCCUUUGACGCUUCCUGGGAACGUCUCCUGGGAUAUUUGCACAAGCUUAUCAGCUCGAACUUCCUGGAGCUAAGUGAAGCGGUAUUCUCCAGUCUGGCAAACAUCCUUCUUCGGGCGCAGACGACAAAUAAUAUGAGCAAGAAGGCUCUCGGACUCGCUUGGUCGCUGUGGGUUGCUGGCCAUCCUGCUCCCAGGGAGGACAUGAUUGACCUCGGACGCCCAAAUCAGGAUGCAUCAUCUGCAUACUUGCAGGCAUUUCAGGAGUUGUAUUCCCUCUAUAAGGACGAUCUAGGGGAUGACCAUAUUGAGCAUAUUCUCCAUCAUUUGCGCCUCCUCGCUUGGAACUCCGUCUCCUCUCCUUAUUCACCGGACGUGGAUCGGGUUUCGGAUGUACAAGCAAUUAUCAUUGACUGUGUGAAACUGCUAUGUUCAGACAAGCCGGAGGCCCAGCCAAAGAUCGUUUUCUGUCUUGCUGACUUGGUUGAUUCCGCAUUGACAAAAUGGUCCCUAGAUUCAGAUUCGAGAAGGCCAACUUUUGUUGCGUUCUCGAAAAGCGCUGUAGAGCUCCUGGGCUGGUAUAUUGCUGCCUUUGGUAUCAGGGAAGAUAUCUUCUCCAAUGGCUCUCUAUCUUGUGCCUUGGAACAUCUUGGGAACCCAAUUGUUCAAAGGUACGAGUGGCCGGGAAAAGACCGAGAUCCCAGUUUAUGGCAGAAAUCGACCACUGCAGUGCUGGAUAUCCUCCAUGUGGCGGUUCCAUACGUCGAAAAGCAAUACGAAAACGCAAAUUUGGAAGAGAUCUCGCGGUUCUGGAAGUGCGUGGUAGACAUUGUGAACGGCAUUGCCUCUGCGAAAGGUUAUCGAACCCGUUCAAUUCCCACAACAAAAAUCCACGCAGACGAAACCUUUGAUAUCGAUGCUAUGAACAAGCUCAAGUCCAUCAUCAUUCCAUCUCUAGGCGCAUCCGUCAUUCCAGACAAUAUUCGACGCCAAUUCGCUCGUACGAUAUUCGACUCCUCUUUCAUCUACCAGCAACAGCGUUUUGGCGCUCCUAUCAAGUAUUCGGAUAAGGAGCUCCUGCAGGAUCUAUAUGAUGUCCGGCCUGGCCGAACGUUUGACCCACCGCCAACCCCACGUGCUCGGAUGGCAUACGUUCUGAUCGACACGCUAUUUGAGCUCGCAUCAGCCUCCCAGCCCAACAAUGAUGAUACAUCCAGAAAAGAGACAAGUGAUACGGAGCAAACGACAGCCCGCGUUCUGCUCUCGCGCUCUGUCUCCCCGUAUCUCAUACUCCGAUGCGCCGUGUCCCUGAAGGCAUACAUCGCGGAUCAGCCACUCCGCGGACUCAUGCCGCAGCCCACGCCGGCGCGCAAGGCGCUGCUACAUCUUCUCCGCGGCAUGAUCGAUUUGCGGAGCGAACCAACUGCCAUUCCUCCUCCGCCUAUGAUCAGGACAGUGGUCAUGUCAUCCGCCGACUCAAGCCAGGCUGGAAAUGAACAUCACAAGAAACAUCUGGAAUGGAUAUACCCACUCGUUAUAAAGGCGGUGCAGGUCGCUGGAAGGGAAAAAGAUGACGGAGAGGUUCUCCAGGUUCUUGGAGCGGUCUUAGAACGGGUCGGCAAUGAUGUUUAA